This is a messenger RNA of Phlebotomus argentipes, 2569 nucleotides long. RefSeq names its product peroxisomal acyl-coenzyme A oxidase 3-like. Gene Ontology annotation, cellular component: peroxisome. Bases 554 to 2563 code for a protein of 669 amino acids. The transcript has 4 exons. NCBI's taxonomy places the organism in Eukaryota, Metazoa, Arthropoda, Insecta, Diptera, Psychodidae. The record is from RefSeq and is a predicted model, not a curated record. Gene Ontology annotation, molecular function: FAD binding; fatty acid binding; pristanoyl-CoA oxidase activity. Gene Ontology annotation, biological process: fatty acid beta-oxidation using acyl-CoA oxidase; lipid homeostasis.
AAUGAAGUUAACCUGCUGUGUACUUACGAUAAGGACAUUCUUGCAAUUUGUGAACAUCCUCUGUGAUUAUAAUUCACACAUAAAUCUAAACAUUUAGCAUAGGGAAGUUAUGUGGCAGUGAUUCUCAAUUGAGGUGACUGAGGUAGAGUUUAGUCUAAAUAUUCGGUUGUAUUCAUCAUUUCUAAUCUGCAAACAGAGAGUACAAAAGCCUUCGAUUUCAGUGUAACUUAAGAAUUCUUUCGAUCACAGAUUAAGCGGCUCCACGUGAUUGCCAAGAAGAAGUAGGCUUUCUUUCCAGCGAGAGAGACACUUAUUGUUGCUGAUGGGCGUUCUUAUAGUAAUGCGAUGAGAUUAUUCGUGAAUGAGAAGUCGUUAAUCCAUUGUGUAGACUUGUUAAAUGUAUAAAUUUGCAAUGUUUAUUAAAUCACGAUGACAGGGUAUAAUUGACACCAGUGACCACAUUUUGGCCAUUAAAGUCCAGGUGCUCCGCCAGAAGGUAUCAGUUGAGUGUGCCGAUCAGUGACCAAGAGACCCAAGAAGUGAGCCAAGAACUAUGAGUGUCGUUGAGGAUAUUCUGCCGGACUUUCCGCGCGGGCCGCUCUCUGAAUAUCGCGCGAAGGCGUCAUUCGACUGGCGCAGGAUGGCUCUGCUCCUCGAUGGAGAGAGUGUCCUUCGUCUCAAGUACAAGGUCUGGAAUUAUCUGAGCCGCGAUCCUCUCUUCGCGCGUCCUGACUACACACUUACUGUGCGGCAGCAGAGAGAUUUGGCACAGAAGCGACAGAAGAAGUUCUUCGAGGAGUUCUACCAGCUCAUUUACACCAAUGCCCACGUCUCGCCACAGAUCACCAAGACAUUCCUUAUGGCGCUCGUGAGUUAUGACGCCUGCUUUCCGGGGAAGCUGCUCCUCUCUCUUGAGCUCUUCUCCGGCACACUACGCUCGCUGGGCACGGAUUCCCUGUCGGACAUCGUGGAGCAGACGAUGCAGGGAAAGAUCUUCGGGACAUUCGUGGUGACUGAGAUUGCUCAUGGAACAAAUACCAGAGCCCUGCGCACAAUGGCGACGUACGAUCGUGACACGGAGGAGUUCGUCAUUCACACGCCAGACUUUGAGGCAGCGAAAUGUUGGGCGGCCAAUCUCGCAGACACGGGAACUCACGGAAUCAUCUAUGCGCAAUUGUAUACGCCAGAUGGGAAGCAUCACGGGCUCAAUGGAUUCCUUGUGCCGCUGCGUGAUCCGGAAACAAUGGAACCCUUUCCAGGCGUUGUGAUUGGCGAUCUGGGUGAAAAAGUUGGCCUCAAUGGAUUGGAUAAUGGCUUCGUCAUGUUCCACCACUAUCGCAUCCCUCGAGCAAAUAUGUUGGCGCGCGUGGGCGAAGUCACACCCUCAGGGGAAUUUGUAACGCGCGUCGAAGACUCGAAGAAGCGCUUCAGCAUCGUGCUGGGCAUCUUGUCUGAGGGUCGUGUGGCGAUUUGCUGCGGUGUGAGCAAUAAUCUCGUGAAAGCUGUGACCAUUGGGAUUCGCUACUCAGCCACGAGGCGCCAAUUUGGCCCGGAGGGCAGCGACGAGGAGCUGCCGGUGAUUGAGUACCAGACGCAACAGCAUCGCCUCUUUCCACAUCUGGCCACUGCCUUCGCCGCUCUCACGUUUGUGGAUUGGCUUUACUAUGAGAACUACGCCAUCAAGCAGAUCUCUCUGCGCGGAAGCGAUGUCGGACUCAGUAAGGGUAUUGAGAUGCACGCGCUGUCGUGUGUGGCCAAGGCUAUCAUCACCUGGGCGGCCAGAGAUGCUAUUCAGGAGUGCCGGGAAGCGUGUGGAGGACAUGGGUACUUGAAAGUAGCGCAGCUGGGGGAUUUGAGGAGUGAUAAUGACGCUAGUUGCACCUACGAAGGCGCCAAUAAUGUUGUCAUCCAGCAAACUUCCAAUUGGCUCUUGGCCACACUCUUCAGGGGCCACGAGGAGUUCCGCUCGAAAUCACCCUACGGAUCAGCCUCUUUCUUUGCCGAUCUUCCCACAACUGUCCAAAUGAAAUUCCACUGGCGAUCAGUAGAGGAAGUCAUUGAGCCUGAAAAUCUCUUGCAAACCUUCAAUUGGCUCUGCUGUUUCCUGUUGCAGAAGACAGCUGAGAAGGCGCAGGGGAUCCAGAGCAACUCCAUAUCUGAUAUUAGACACAAAAUUCAGGUGUUCAAUGCCAUACCGCUGGCAAUAACGUACGGACAGCGAAUGAUUUUCCAGACAUUCUACAAAUUUAUUCUGAAUCUAAAUGGAGUCCUUGCCGAAAGAACCGUACUCAUGAAGCUGCUAAGCCUCUACGGGUGUCACGUGAUUCUCCAGAACAUAUCAAUUCUGCAGAAAGGUGGCUUCUUAUCCAGCCCACAAGAGAGCGACUUGUACGAGGAGGCAUACUUGAGACUGUUGGAAGAGAUUAAGGAUGACGCUGUAUCCCUUGUGGACGCUAUCGCUCCGCCAGACUUCAUUAUCAACUCUCCUCUGGGCAUGAGCAACGGGGAAAUUUAUGAGAAUCUUAAAGCCACACUCAACAAGAUCAAUAAAAACAAAUUGUAAUUCAAA